Molecule: messenger RNA, 1067 nt
Organism: Oncorhynchus keta (chum salmon)
Lineage: Eukaryota; Metazoa; Chordata; Actinopteri; Salmoniformes; Salmonidae
Exons: 2
Coding region: 42-857 (271 amino acids)
Source: RefSeq, a predicted model, not a curated record
CCCGAAAGUGCCAUGCGAGUGUGGGCAUUGAGCCAGGGCGUAUGGUGCCUGCUCAGCGGGUCUGGUCACCGGUACGCAGUCUUGGUCCAGGUUAUCCUGCGCCGGCUCUGCGUGCUGUGUCUCCGGGGCGCUGGGAGGGUGCAGUGCGUCCUCUGCCUGCGCUCCGCUCGUGCCGGGCAACUGUGGGAGUGGAGCCUAGGGGAGAGGUGCGUGUAGUAAGCACUAGAUCUCCCGUGCUUACCCACAGCCCGGUUCAACCUGUGCCUGCACUCUGGAGGGUCCGGGCUAGAGUAGUUGUCCAGCCUGGGGAAGUGGUGCCAAGGUUGCGCACCAGAGCUCCAGUGCUUCCCCACAGCCCGGUCUUUCAGGCUCCUCCUAACACCAAGCCUCCUGAAGGUCUCCCCAGCCUGGUGGUUCCUGUGGCAGCCCCACGCACCAGGCUGUCUCUCAGUCUCCUCCCUGCAGGUGCUCCCGCCUGUCCAGCGCCGCUGCCGGAGCGUCCCGCCUGUCCGGCGCCGCUGCCGGAGCGUCCCGCCUGUCCGGCGCCGCUGCCGGAGCGUCCCGCCUGUCCGGCGCCGCUGCCGGAGCGUCCCGCCUGUCCGGCGCCGCUGCCAGAGCCCCUCAGCCCAGAGGCGCCAGAGCCCCUCAGCCCAGAGCCCCUCAGCCCAGAGGCGCCAGAGCCCCUGUCCCUCUGUCCCGAGCCCCUCUGUCCAGUGGGGUCAUUGAGAGGGGUUGCCAUGGUGAGAAAGCCACGGAGGCGGACAAUAAGGCGGACUAAGACAAUGGUAAAGUGGGGUCCGCGUCCCGCGCCAGAACCGCCACCGCGGACAGACGCCCACCCAGACCCUCCCCUAUAGGUCAAGGUUUUGCGGCCGGAGUCCGCACCUUUGGGGGGGGGUACUGUCACGUUCUGACCUUUAUUUCCUGUGUUUUGUAUUUAGUUAGUAUGGUCAGGGCGUGAGUUGGGUGGGCAGUCUGUUUGUUUUUCUAGGUUUUGGGAAUUUCUAUGUUUCGGCCUAGUAUGGUUCUCAAUCAGAGGCAGGUGUCAUUGGUUGUCUCUGAUUGAG